This is a messenger RNA of Drosophila navojoa, 1805 nucleotides long. RefSeq names its product phurba tashi (gene phu). The record is from RefSeq and is a predicted model, not a curated record. Gene Ontology annotation, molecular function: alkaline phosphatase activity. Lineage: Eukaryota; Metazoa; Arthropoda; Insecta; Diptera; Drosophilidae. Gene Ontology annotation, biological process: dephosphorylation.
UUCGAAACGUGCCCGGCAAGGUACAGGCAAACCACAACUCACAAGCAAACAACUGUUCAGGAUGAUCUUGCAAUUAUUCGCACUGGGUGGGCUCUUCGCUUUAGCUGGCUGCUACGCGCUACCGACACGUGAUGCUGAGCGGCACAUGCAUCCGGUGUAUGGCGGAGCAGCAGCCCCUCAGCAGGCAACGCGCUUCAAGCGCGGGUACAUGCCCGAGAUGGCGUUCGCAUCGCAAAGGGUGGAGCAGUACGCCGACUACUGGCGCAGCAUCGCCCACCAGACGCUGGAGCAGCAGCUGGAGAGCAAAAUGAGGCCCAACACGCAGCUGGCCAAGAACGUGAUGCUGUUCUUGGGCGACGGCAUGUCCAUACCAACCAUCACCGCCGGUAGGGUCUAUCUGGGUGGCGAGGAGAAGCAGUUCUCCUUCGAGCAGUUCCCGUAUGUGGGCCUCAGUAAGACCUACUGCGCCAACAUGCAGGUGGCCGACUCGGCGUGCACGGCAACCGCUUACCUGGGCGGCGUCAAAGCCAACUAUGGCACCGUGGGCGUUACGGCUGCUGUCCGCUUGAAGGAUUGCCAGGCCCAAGUGCAGCCUGAGAGUCGUGUCGCAUCCAUCGCUGCCUGGGCACAGCGACAGGGCAUGGCCACUGGCCUCAUCACAACGACAUCCGUGAGUCAUGCCUCCCCCGCAGGUGUCUACGCCCAUGCCGCCCAUCGAGACUGGGAGAACGAUGCUGAUGUCAAGGCGGAUAAUGCUGAUCCCACAAUUUGUACGGACAUUGCGUCACAGCUGAUCAACGGGGACGUGGGACGAAAUCUGAACGUGAUCUUGGGCGGCGGCAGGCAAAACUUUCUACCUGAGCACGUGAUAGAUCCAAGCGGCGUCUUCGGCAAGCGCAAAGAUGGCCGCAAUCUGAUCGAGGAAUGGCAGCGGCAACACACCAACAGCGCCCACUACGUGCACACGCGUCGCCAACUACUGGAGCUGAACAACCAGACAUCGCGAGUGCUUGGCCUGUUCGCCCCCUACCACAUGCCGUAUCAUCUGGACGCCGAUGCCGUGGAUCAGCCAACAUUGGAGGAGAUGGUGCAGGCAGCGCUGGCCAUACUGGAGCGACAGAGCGCCGGUCGAGGCUACUUCCUGUUCGUGGAAGGCGGACGCAUCGACCACGGCCACCACAACACGUUGGCACUGCGCGCCAUCGACGAGACGGCGGAGUUCGACAAGGCGGUGCAUUGGGCGCGCACGCACAGCAGCGUGGAUGAUACUCUGAUUGUGGUCACCUCGGACCACUCGCACACCAUGUCGCUGGCGGGCUACUCCAGUCGCAAGAACGACAUAUUCGGCAUCAACGAUGGCCAGUUGGCUGCGGACGACUUGCCCUAUGCCACGCUGAGCUACGCCAAUGGCCCCGGCUACAACAGCAACUUCCUGAAGGAAGAUGACGGUGCUGUCAAGCGCAAGAACCUGCGCUCGCUCAACAUGAAGAACAAGGACUUUAUGUUCCCUACCGCCGUGCCACUGGAGUCCGAGACACACGGCGGGGACGACGUCGCCGUCUUCGCCAGUGGCCCGUACUCCCACCUCUUCACUGGGGUGUUCGAGCAGCACUACAUACCGCACGCCAUGGCCUAUGCUUCCUGUCUGAGCGAGUCGCGCAGCAUGUGCUCAGACACCAGUAUUACUCGACUUUGGAGCUCCUAGAUUACUUUAAAAACAAUAGCGAUUAUUGUAUUUAUGUAUGUAACUUAUGACCAGCACUUCUAUUAAGUAAGGUAUUUAAUGCAACAGGUUAGGUUUUAAA